Acromyrmex echinatior (Panamanian leafcutter ant) is the source of this 3193-nucleotide messenger RNA. RefSeq names its product aspartyl-tRNA synthetase, mitochondrial (gene AspRS-m). Gene Ontology annotation, biological process: aspartyl-tRNA aminoacylation. Gene Ontology annotation, cellular component: mitochondrion; cytoplasm. Gene Ontology annotation, molecular function: aspartate-tRNA ligase activity; ATP binding; nucleic acid binding. The record is from RefSeq and is a predicted model, not a curated record. Lineage: Eukaryota; Metazoa; Arthropoda; Insecta; Hymenoptera; Formicidae.
ACGUUAAAAUACAUAACCGAUCCAAAUGUAUUUUUGCGUCGUACUUAUUCGUAAAAAAAAUGUCAACAUAAGUUCGCCACUACAGUUGCACGUGAACGAUCAUAGCCAGAUUCAGCAAUGAGAGAAAAAAAUGUCCAUUGAUGUCAUGUUGUAAAUAACGCAGUGUUCAAUAAUAUGUGCGUGAAUUUACAAAUAAUGCUACUCGAGAUUAUUCGCACGAAUAAUUGAAGUGAAAAACUUGUAAUCGGUGAGAAGAAUACAAGAACAAUAAUGAUUUUGUGAAUGACUGCAUGUGAAACAAAAUACAUUAAAAGGUUGAACAAUUUUUAAGAAGAAACUUCGGUAAUACAACAAUAUAAAAUGUUUGCCGGCAGUAGAAUUGUGUUUAGCCGCACAAAUGUCAUCGUGACAAGAUAUCACAUAUGGCCAUUGAUAAGUAAUUUACCUAAAGUAAAUUUUCUAUUAAAGGAUCGAUCUGCUAUUUCAAUGGCUUUUGUACACAAUUUAGUUAUUAACAAGUCAGUGCCAUUGACGAAGGAACCGGUGUCACCAGUCAAUAGAUAUGUCCAGAGGACACACACAUGUGGUGAGCUGACAUUGAAGAAUGUUGGAGAGGAAGUAAGAUUAAGUGGUUGGCUGGAAUUCCAGAGAAUGAGGAAAUUUAUAACAUUACGAGAUUCUUAUGGAUCAACGCAGUUACUUAUACCUGAAGAUAGAAAAGAUUUGAUAAAAAUUAUACAGAAUUUGUCUUUUGAAAGUGUCUUGAGCAUAAUAGGCAAAGUUGUACCAAGACCUGAAGAUAAACAAAAUAAAAAAAUGAAAACAGGCGACAUAGAGAUAUAUGUUGAGUCUCUGAAGGUUCUAAAUGCAGCAUCGCAGAAUCCCCCGGUGUUCAUUAGAGAGUACAGUAAAGCCAAAGAGAGUCAGCAAAUGAAAUACAGAUAUCUGUCACUGAGAUACCCUGAAUUGCAAAAGAAUUUAAGAAUGCGUUCCUCCCUCAUAAUGAGAAUGAGAGAAUUCUUGAUUCAUGAAUGCAGUUUUGUGGACAUUGAGACGCCAACAUUAUUUAAAAGUACACCAGGGGGUGCACAAGAAUUUGUAGUGCCCACGAGACAACCAGGUAUCUUCUACUCAUUAGUACAGAGUCCUCAACAAUUCAAGCAGCUUCUCAUGAUAGGUGGCCUCGAUAGAUACUUUCAAAUCGCUCGAUGUUAUCGAGAUGAGACUGUUAGGCAUGAUAGACAGCCAGAGUUUACACAGCUAGACAUUGAAAUGUCGUUUGUUGACCGGGACGGAGUGAUGAAUUUAAUCGAAAACUUAUUAAUGUAUUCAUGGCCAGAAGAAUUGGGUUCUAUAAAAGUGCCUUUUAAGCUUAUAACUUAUAAAGACGCAAUGGAGUUGUAUGGUACUGACAAACCAGACUUAAGAAUAUCAUAUCAAAUAAAAGACCUCACACAUAUGUUUGAUCUUCCAGUAUUAAAGGAGACUAUGAAGUUGGAAGAUGAUAAACAAAAAGUGUACGCUUUAGUUUUUUCAAAGAAAUCGAAGUACUUAACAAAAUCUAUCAGAGAUGAACUUUCUAAGAUUCGUAACGAUUAUUUUGGUACUACAAAGCUAGUUCAAUUAAAAAAUGAAAGUAAUUCAUGGAAGACACAGUUAGAUAAGCUAAAACUGAAAUCAGGAAUUAUAGCGAAAGACGUAUCACAGUACUGCAAGCUACAGGAAGGGGAUGCAGUAUUGCUGGCAAUUGGAUAUCGAAUGGAUGCAUUGAAACUCUUAGGAAAGCUACGUACCGAAUUUACAAAUAUAUUAGAAGCCAAAGGUGAACAAAUACGUUCGUCCGAGGCUGAACUUGUAUGGAUCACGGACUUUCCGUUAUUCACAUUCGAAGAAACAUUGGAAUCGUCGCAUCAUCCAUUUACGCAACCUCAUCCAGAGGACAUGAAAUAUCUUACAACCGAUCCUUUAAAGGUGAGAGGUUUACAUUACGAUUUAGUGAUGAAUGGAUCAGAAAUAGCGGGAGGUUCCAUUCGAAUCCACGAUGCGAAUUUACAGAGGCAAAUAUUGGGAAUGUUAAACAUAGACGAAACAAAAUUGUCGCACAUGCUCGAGGCAUUGACCUACGGAGCUCCACCUCAUGGUGGAAUAGCUAUAGGACUGGAUCGUUUCGUCUGUGUACUUUGUAAUGAAAAAAGUAUAAAGAACGUUAUAGCUUUCCCGAAAACAAUGGAAGGACGAGAUUUAAUGUCCGGAGCGCCAGACAUUAUUUCAGACGAGUUGAAGAUUUUGUACCACAUACAAACGGUAGAUAAAUAAAAUUCUUUUCUUUAAUAGCUAUAAAAUAGAAUUGACAUUGUACAUUUCGCUCAUGUAUAAUAUGAAAAGACAAUUCCUUGCAAGUUAUAUAAAAGAUAUAAAAUUAUUUACAAAAUAAACUGGCAGUUUUGGGGCGUUAUUAUCUGUAACAUUUUUUACCAAAAAUCUAAGUUAUUAUUCAAGCUUUAAAUAGUUAUCAAAAGCAUACAAUUACACCGCGAACUGAUUAAAUAAAGAGACAAAAAAAUAGAUGUACAAAAAAAGUGUUUUAUUUUUUUUCUGAGUAAACUCGUGCGUUCAAUCGAAAUGUUUUUACAGAAAAAUAAAAAAUACAAUCCAGCCUGCAUACUAAACUAUUGACAUUCAUUUUUAAGAAGGAUCUAAGAAGGUUCCUUCCUUUUUUUUGUACACUUCUUGAGAGUCUCUCUCCUGACAAGUGAACAUUUCAACCUAACAAAUUUUUUUCUUAACAAAUACGCUGAUAUGUCGUGACUACCAACUGUCGGCGGACGAAAAUUUACAUCGCUUUUUAUUCACAUAUACAUUCAUCUUGAAACAGCCCACAGUGUUGAAUUGGUACGAUUAUAUAUUAAUUAACAAAACGUCAUUAAAUGGCGAAAUAUCUGUUCAGUUUGCGAUGCGUCAAAUUUGUCAAAAUCGUUAAAAAGACCCCUUAAUUAAGAUAAGUAUCUGUUCGAUCGAUCCUCUUGCGAUUUUUUUAACACAAAAUGAUGCAACUGUACAUCCAUAGAUUAAUUUCACGUACUAAUUUUUUUGAAACAGCAUAGAAGACAUUUUGAAGACGAGCAUCACAUUUUUCUCAUACCGUUAUUGUUACACAUACAACUUUUUACAAUUAAAUGCCGAAUCAAGCCAG